CGAAAAUGGUCUCUUUUACUUGCGCCCUUUUACUGCUCUCUCUGUCCGUCUGACCAUAUCUAUGUUUCUGAAAACAGCCUCCCCCCAAUUCAAAAUUAUUCCAAAACCAUCUGUGACUUUCACACUAUCUUCCUUAAUCCUUUCUUCUUUGGGUCCAAAGUUUACGGUACAGCUUACAUCCAUAAUCGUUCAGCUGCGACGAUGAGAGGCGUUGGCGGACCCUUGCUCUGUAUCGGCGAUUUGCUCUCCGACGUUGGGAAAGCUCCUGAUCCUCAUGCUCUCCCCCUUGGCACCCAUGAUGCGCACCCAUCUCAUCCCGCUUCUCAUCUCCCCAACCCCAAUCUUCGCUCCCUGUUUCAGGAAAACUACGAUAAACUCGAUAAAGCACUGACCAGAGCAGAUAACUCCUGGAUGUCUCCUACUCUGAAGCUUUGCGCGGCUCUGGAAGCUGGGAACAAACUGGUACAGUUUGGGAAUAGCCAAGUUAAAUUGUUGUCGGAGAAGGUUGAGCAACUGGAAGAACUAACCAAACAGAUUGAUUCGGCUGUAGCUGCUGCAAAAGACACUCAAGCUUCAUCUCCACAACUUUCGAUUGACUCUGGAAACAAAUGAUCUUUUUUUAUAUACUCCAUAUAAUUAUUUUUUGUAGCAAGGGAGUAGUUGUUGUGUGCUUCACAACUGCUGGUAAAUAAUACAUUGAGAUGAAACUACUUAGGAAUGAGUUUUCACUUUUUUUUUUAUUAGGCAUGCACAUUGUUUGGGAAAGAUGGUUCAUUUUGUAGGCUCUAUGAUUUUUUAUUUUUUUGAUGAAAGUCUGUGAUUUUGAUAACUCAUAAA
Oldenlandia corymbosa var. corymbosa is the source of this 837-nucleotide messenger RNA. Lineage: Eukaryota; Viridiplantae; Streptophyta; Magnoliopsida; Gentianales; Rubiaceae. The record is from the annotation of a GenBank genome assembly.